Messenger RNA from Nerophis lumbriciformis (worm pipefish), 549 nucleotides. Lineage: Eukaryota; Metazoa; Chordata; Actinopteri; Syngnathiformes; Syngnathidae. The record is from RefSeq and is a predicted model, not a curated record.
AUGAUCAGCGACGCGACUUUCGUCAAAAGCGCCGAUAGUCUGGUGUGGCUUCUCCUCGAUGUCGACGGCGUGCUCACCGACGGGCGGCUGGUCUACACCUGGCGCGGCGAGCAGGUCAAGAUCUUCAACGUCCGCGAUGGCUUGGCCAUGCGGCUUGCCCAACAGGCCGGCCUGCGGGUCGGUCUGCUGUCGGGCCGCAAAUCCAGGCCGCUAGAGCGCCGCGCCAGCGAGCUCGACCUCGACGCGGUGAUCCUCGGCUCGGGCGACAAAGGCAUCGACUUCGACGCCUUCCUCGCCGAGCACCGGGUCAGCGCCGCCGAGGUGGCCUACAUCGGCGACGACCUUAUAGACCUCCCAGUGCUCGGCCGCUCCGGCUUGAGCUUCGCCCCCGCCGACGCCGCCCCCGAGGUCUGCUCGGUAGUCCACCGAGUACUCCAAGCCCGCGGCGGCGAAGGCGCCGUCCGCGAGAUGAUCGAGUUGAUCUUGAAAGCCAGAGGUGACUGGCAGAAAGCCGUGGCGCGCUACUCGCUCGAUCCGCGGCGGGAGUAG